Molecule: messenger RNA, 660 nt
Organism: Phyllostomus hastatus (greater spear-nosed bat)
Lineage: Eukaryota; Metazoa; Chordata; Mammalia; Chiroptera; Phyllostomidae
Product: carcinoembryonic antigen-related cell adhesion molecule 21-like
Exons: 3
Coding region: 1-660 (219 amino acids)
Biological process (GO): heterophilic cell-cell adhesion
Cellular component (GO): cell surface
Source: RefSeq, a predicted model, not a curated record
AUGCCCCAGAAUGAAGCUCAGUACACAGUGUCACUCUUAAACUUCUGGUGCUUGCCCACCACAGCCCAACAGGAUAUAUUGUUGAUAAAUGCUGCUGAAGGGGAGAAUGUGCACUUACGUAUCCUCAACAAACCUCCUGAUGCAAUACACCUCUUAUGGUACAGAGGUGAAUUCCUGGACAACAAACAUAUAAUUGCAUUUCUCACAGAAACCUCAAGUUACCAUAUAAGUGGUCCAUCCACUGGACGAGUAACAAUAAAACGUGAUGGGUCUUUGCUGUUAAAGAAGGUCACCAAGAAAGAUGCAGGAAUCUACACUGUAGCAGUGGAAAAAGAAAAUUCCCAAACAUUAAUAGGAUAUGUGAAGCUAAGUGUAUACCGGCAUGUGAGAAAGCCCACCAUCCGAGCCAGCAACAACACAGUCACAGAGGAUAAGGAUGCUGUGGUCUUUACCUGCUACUCAGAUGCACACACCAUCCAGUGGUUGUUCAAUGGCACAGAACUGCAGCCCACAGAGCGAAUGAAGCUGUCCCAGGACCACAGAAGCCUCACUAUAGACCCAGUCAAGAAGGAAGAUGCUGGGAAUUACCAGUGUGAAGCCUCCAACCCCAUCAGUUCUGUUGCAAGUGUGGCCCUUGAGCUGGAUGUGAAAUUUGAGUGA